Messenger RNA from Peniophora sp. CBMAI 1063, 333 nucleotides. Lineage: Eukaryota; Fungi; Basidiomycota; Agaricomycetes; Russulales; Peniophoraceae. The record is from the annotation of a GenBank genome assembly.
AUGAGCAACUCGUCCCAACAGUUUGCUGCGCUCAGUGCAAAGUCCGCGACAUGCAUGAGUCAGUUGCUCGAGCAACGCAUGCCUUCUCAGCCUGUACCCUGGGCGAACUUUAGCCGAAUGAUGGUGGAGAUGGGCUUUACCCUUGAUGCAGCCACUGGUGGCUCGUCUGUGCGCUUCGAUCCACCCGAGGCGACGGCGCGUUCUGUCUCUCUUCACAAGCCUCACCCUGGAAGCUACAUUGAACCCGUUACCUUGCACAUGUGGGGCAAGAAGCUGAGGGAAUUCUAUGAAUGGGAUAAAGAGACUUUCGAUCAGGCUCGCAGCGCCCAAUAG